Molecule: messenger RNA, 2510 nt
Organism: Notolabrus celidotus (New Zealand spotty)
Lineage: Eukaryota; Metazoa; Chordata; Actinopteri; Labriformes; Labridae
Product: N-terminal EF-hand calcium-binding protein 1-like
Exons: 12
Coding region: 243-1322 (359 amino acids)
Biological process (GO): regulation of amyloid precursor protein biosynthetic process
Cellular component (GO): Golgi cis cisterna; cytoplasm; endoplasmic reticulum
Molecular function (GO): calcium ion binding
Source: RefSeq, a predicted model, not a curated record
AGAGGCGGAGUUUUCCCCUCCGUCGUCGACGUGCAGGCGGACGAGCAGCAGCAGCAGCAUCAGCAGCAGGCAGAGGGCAGCAGGCUGGUUCUAUCAUCAUCCUGAGUGGAUCAGAGGAACGACAUCAUCAUCACCAUCAUCCACCAUCCACACCGACAAGGACAACCGCUCCUCCUCAUACCGCACAGGGAAAGGACAUUUUAUUUUGAACAAAGGUAGAAAAUCGCAUCGACAGUGACAAGAUGUUGGCCUGUACAGAGAUGAUCACCAUGUGUCUUCAGUCUGCCAAACACGAACACCUGAGAAAGCAGCAGGAGCUGGACCACAACAAAAAUCAAGGCAUUUCUCUGGUUCAGGAUAUAUUACGCCGGGCUGACAAAAAUGACGACGGGAAGCUGUCCUUGGAGGAGUUCCAGUCGUACUUCACUGAUGGUAUCCUCACUGAUGAGCAGAUGCAGGAGCUGUAUUACUCCAUCGGAAGGCAGCAGACAGACAACCUGGACAUAGACAAACUCUCAGCAUACUUCACGCCACAUCUGGGAGAAUACGUCAAUGUACUGUCGGCUCUGGAGAAGCUGAACGUGGCCAUUUUAAAGGCAAUGGAUAAAACUAAAGAGGAGUAUCAGGGUUCAUCAGUGCUGGGCCAGUUUGUGACCCGCUUCCUGCUGAGGGAGACCUCCACCCAGCUGCAGUCACUCCAGUCAUCUCUGGACUGUGCUAUGGAUGCUGUCCACGACCAGGGCUGCACAGGGAGGAGGGUAAUAAAGAAGCCAGAGGACCUGCCCAUCCAGAGGGCAGCUAAACGCCCCAGCCGACGCAUCCAGAAGAACAUGUGUCUUUCCCCUACUGACCCCUACUCUGGAAUGCUCACCACAGGAGUCAGUGUGGAGCCAGACAACCACUGGGGCUCCCAGAUCAACCAGCUGGAGCAACUCAUAGACAAACUAGAGUGUGAGAGUCCACACCUUGAGCCACUCAAAGAGGACACAUUGGCAGGGACGUAUAAAUCGAACAUUCUCCUGGUCCAGAGGCAAAUGUUAGUGAAGGAGAGGGAUGUGGAGCAGUUUCAACAAGCUCUUAAAAUCUACACAGAUGCCACCUGCAGCCAGCUAAACAACCUGCACGUUUCAGUCCAAAACCUACCAGACAGAUCAUGCUUCAUCAUGUAUGAGUUUUGGCAGGACCGUCUCUCCUGGAUGAGCUACCUGCAGUCAUCCAUCAGUAAGACCUUCCAGCAAUGCAUUAUCGAUGCGCUGGAAGAUCCUGAGAUGGUCUCCACCAUGCUCCUCCCAGCCUCUUGGUGGAUUAUGAACAACAACUGACAGAUUGAAGCUGCUGCUGUUCAACACAAUAAAGAGCAGGAGGCAGAGGCGGUUUUAUGAUUGUUUGUAAUCUUUUACUUUCUUUGUUAUCCACUUUUUCUUCAUGGCAUGACUAGGAUUGUUUUGUCAAAAUUUGCUCUGAGGUUCUAAAAAAGACGACCGCUUGGAAAAUUCAGUCAACAUUGAAACAAGUUGGAGAGAACUGAGGUAUGCAAUAUUUGAUUUUGUAAUCAGGAUCUGUGUCAACAUAAACUUGACAGAAUUGGCACAAGUUCUUCUGAUUUGGCGGAAAAGUAAGUGCAUGGUUUGUUAUUUCUUAGUGCUAGUUUAUUUUCAUCAGAGCUCCAUCUUAGAAUAGAUUUAGUGUCAGUGAAGCCACAAAAAUAAAACAUGAAUGCCACCUGAUCAGUCCAUCCUUCACUUUCCAUCACUUUUUCCUGAGUACAGACAAAAACAGAAACAGUGCUCAGACUCUCCUGCAUUUCUCCUUGUUCUCUAUGUGGUAUUGUGCUUUGUUGUCUCCUUCAAAGCUUUGCUACCCAACGUCUUUUUAGUUGAUGGGACAGACAGACGUCAGAACUUAGGUGUAGAGAAUAUUGAGCCCUAUCUUUUAUCAUCCGUGUGUCACUCCUGCACUUUUAAAAAAACAUGAAACAUGGACCUAAAUGUGAGAAAAAUAUUAUUUAUUGUAGACUGUCUAUGGAAAAUGUAGAUUUAACUGCUGUUGUGAUAAGCCAAAAGCUGCACUGAAGUGCAGUGAGACGUUAGAAGAGACACAAGUUACCAAAUAAUUCUGCAGUCUGCCUGAACUGUUACUCUAGAAAUAAAUUCAAAAGCCAUUAUUUGACAUUUGUAAUGUGUAAUAAGAAGAGAUUAAAGAUACAGCACACAUAGAAGUUUAUAUUUUGAGUACAGAAACAAAGUAGAAGUUGUAGAUUAGAGAGUCCAUCUAUGAAGAUUGUGUACAGUAGCUAAAGAAAGCUGUAAGUUGUAAGUAAUAGUUGUAGAACAAAGCUCAAUGUACAGUCUGAUAGUUUGUUGAGAUUUGGUUUCUCUGUUAAUGAGAGGAUGAACAUAUUCACUCUUUCUUUGAGGUGUUUAUCAUUCUUUUAUGAAGACUUUACAGUUGUUGUGUGAUGCUAUGUUUGUUUUCUGGCAUGUAAUAAAGUUCAUGACUUGUUGAUGACA